AGUCACUUCGACGCAAGUAACCCUUUUGCGUAACCGGAUACACUCGGGGUACAUUAACCUGACCACCUCAGUCUUGAUCUCCCUGAUCGUCUGGCUGCGAAGAGAUAUGCACCGCGCGCUGCGUCUGCGCCGCGUUUCAGCGGCUGCUGCGCGUCCCCGCUGGCGUGCAACUCGCUCCUCUUCAUCUUCAGCAGCUCGCGCUCUUCUCUCACUUCCAGCGCGCUCGUCAUUCCUGCAAAACUCGCGGCGCAAUGCCCCCAUUCAGCUUGUCACGCGGUCCUUCACCUCCAUCGUCGAGCAUCCAGCACCGCAACUGACUGACAAACAGCGCGAGAGUGUCGUGGCGCUACUGAAGGCGCGAUGCAACGCGCUGUACGACGACAAUGAAGCGUAUGUGGCUCCGAACGAGGCGCUGCCACUCUGGUUACACGACGUACAGACGUUGCAGCGUCAAUACGAGUCGCCACAGCUCAACGAGGAGGUGGCGCACGCCUACGAAAGCGGCGUGGCCAUUGCCUCCAAGCAGCGGCAGUUCGAGCUGGCCACGCAGCUCACGCAGCAGAUGCAGGAGCUCGGCUUCCGUCCCACAGAACGCAUUCGUCAGUAUCUCAUCCGCAACGUGGCGCUGCAGCUCAUCAGCGGCUCCAAGCGCACAUCUCUACAGGAUCUGCGCGAGAUAUUGAAAGACGUAACCGAUGACAAGUGGCAGCGCGAGAUAAUGAGCGUCGUGGAGCGCGAGGAGCGGCCACUGCAGCUCAAGACGGACAAGGAGUUCGCGCUCUUCCACGAACGUCUCAUCACCGGUAUCGAAGCUCAGCUGGACGAGUACGAGCACUCACUCGGUGCACAGAAUGCCAAGGAACUGAAGCUUAAGAGAUCUACAGUCCCUUACAACGAGGCCCUUCGAGUCUACGCGGACAACGGCGUCAAGUUCUCCCGUAUGCUGCAGCUCAUGGUGACACGCGACCUCGUGGUGGAUGUGGAGACCUAUGAGGCGCUUCUACUAGGUGCACGUUGGAACGAAAUCCCCGCUACCCUGAGUCAACUGCUGGACUCGAAGAUGGUGGAAGAGCUCACUUCUUCAGCUUCUACUACUGCUAGUGGCCACGUACACACGCUCUGGGUUAACGCGAUGAAAGCCAUCGUAUACUCCAGCACGGAACGCUUCAAUUCGCUGUCGGCUAGUGUAUACAAGAGACACGUGGACCAACUGCGCAAGGUGUUCAUGUUCGUCGACAAGCAGCUCUCCAGCGCCUUCCCCAAGUUCAAUUACGCUUCAGCCACCCAAUACGAUGAGGUGUACACUAUGCGUGCCAAGGCUGCAGCAGCUUGUGGUCUUAUCGCACCUGUCAAGAGGAUUCUGGACGAGUAUAUCGAGCGUGCUCCUUUGAGUACCGAAGACAAGCCUGUGCUCUCCAAGGCGCCGUUCUUGGCUGCUAUGGAGAUCUUCCCGUGGUCGUUAAUGGAUGUUCUGAUGCUCUCACGUGAGUUCGCCUUGGCUCGUGCUGAGAGUCGUGACGUAGCGACAUCUCCGCGUGUGGUGGAGAUGCGUAUGAUGUACGAGCGUAUCAUGCGUAAGCUGACCAAGGCGCAGCAGACUAUUGACGAGAUUAAGCGCAAGAAGAACGCGGAAGAUGUGACUCUGGAUGAAAACGACCUGCGUGAACUGCUAGGUCAACAGAGCAGGGCGAACCAGAUCAUUGAACAGGAGUCCAGGAGAGCUACGACAGUGGAGAGACGUCUGAAUAACGCGCGUGUUCUGAAGGCCAAUCAACUGCUGAUUAAGGAGUAUUUGAAGCGUGCAGACAAGACGGUGGACUAUGUGCUGAGUAAGCUGCUGGACGCAGGAUUUGACGUGGAAAACGACCUGGAUGUUAGCGUAAAACUUAUGGAGCAGUACAUGAAGGCGGCUCGGCGCUUGGAUAGGCGUCUCACUCAACGCCAGAAGCACGCGAGUCUGCACAUGAUGCAACGCGUCUUCAAGCAGGUCAACGCGGUCUCUAGAGCUGUACAAUCCGGUGGAUUGGACAUGCAAGACCCGGAGACUAAGGACAAGUUGACCAAGUUCUUCGAACAUGCCGUAUGCACUGCCGUGCGCUUCUGGCGCGAAGAGGAGACGGACGCUCUUGUACGUCAGCAGCAGCGAUUGUUAGGCACGAAGCAACUAGCUCCGCGCGAGUACGACCAGCUCAUCUUCCAACGCGUGACGAGUCUGGACGUCCGUGGUGCCCACUCUUUGCUGCAAGAAAUGCACAAUGCAGGCAUGAAGCCGUCACAAGAAGCCAUCCAUCGUAUUGCGCUUGGACUCCUGCAUCAACGUCAUGCUUCGCCGAAUGGUGAGGCGUAUAAUACGGUCGAUACGGAGGAAGAUGAUGGCGAAGAGGAAGCUGAAGAGAGCGAAGAACAGUCGACGUCACCUGAGGAAGCACUGGACUAUGAGCUGUCUGCUAUGCUGAAUGUGUCGGACAGGGAGGCGAUCGAGCAGGAGCUUGGACUCAGUGAGGCGCUGAAGCUCGAGGGUGAUGAUAAGCUUAGUGCGCAAAGUGCGGCGGCAGCACGGAGUUUGUUGUUGGGUUCGGACGCUCCUGUGACGAUCGAAGACCUCAUCGGCUUCUUGCAGGACUGGUACAAUUUAUACGGCGUGGAACCUCUUGGAAAGACGGUUGUGCCUGUUCUGGCUCAGCUUCUAGACGCUAACAACUUGCCAGAGUUCCGUCGACUGCUGCAGAUAUUGGAGUCCAUGGAAGGAGGUCUGACACCCGCUACUCAACUGUGGCUUGAGAAGCGUCUUGAACAGCUUGGAGGCAAGACACUGGACGACUUUCGUCUGUAAGCAACAAGCUGAGACCCCCAUAGCUUCGUAGUUUUGUUUGGUACACCCUUAGAACGUCAAUGGAAGACAAACCUCCCAUCGAAUUGAUCUGAAUUCUCUGAUUACAUUUCAAUCUGGUCCAGGGAUGUGGUCAAAUACGUUCCCAGUGUCUCCACCUUGGCCUUGAGUAAUCCAGCCGGCGCAUCUGUGCUUGAGUACGCACAGAGCAGAAAGCUUUUGCCCGCUACUGUCAUCGCUAGACGUCCACGCUGCACAGCACGAGAGUAAAGUAUUUGUUAGGGUCUAGUAGCUUCGUAAGAAAGAGCAGAGAAGCUGUAGAAUGUUGUG
Messenger RNA from Phytophthora nicotianae INRA-310, 3160 nucleotides. RefSeq lists its product as hypothetical. The transcript has a single exon. The coding region runs from base 107 to 2833 and encodes 908 amino acids. Lineage: Eukaryota; Oomycota; Peronosporomycetes; Peronosporales; Peronosporaceae. The record is from RefSeq and is a predicted model, not a curated record.